AGAUAAUUGAAAUGAUGAUUAGUGUAGAAAUAUAAUUUUUAUAAGAAUUCAAGUAUAAUUUUAGUUGUAAUAUUGUGUGUGUUAAGUUGUUAUAUACAUUUAUGCAAUAUGCAUACAUGUAUACAUGUAAUAUAACCAAACUUUGUGUGUGCGUUUGAUGUGUUGAAUAAAGUGCAGUAAAUGUAAGCUUUCUUAUAUUGUAAACUGAAUUGAUAUAUAUUGUGAAAAAGUGUAAAAAAUUAAAAAUGGAAAAUCUAAAUGUACCUCCCAUUAAAAGUAAUAAUCCUGCUCCAACUGUUGAACAGAUUAACGCAGAUAAAGUAACUCAGUUGGCUAAUAAAUAUUGGGCACCGCAUACUACAGAUAUACAUCUACCAUUUAAUUCUCAAAUAGUAGAUGACAUUUAUAUCCAAGAAAUAUGUGCUUCAAAGUUUUCCAUUCGACGUAUCAUGAUGUUAGAAUUCAGUCAAUAUUUGGAAAAUUUUCUAUGGCCAAAUUAUCAUGUAGAAACUGCUACUCGUGCACACACCAUGUCAAUCGUCGUUAUGGUCAACGAAAAGUUUCGUGAACGUGUACAAGUUUGGGAAGCAUUCGAAAAGAAUCCAAAACAGUUCGCUGGAUUCUUUCAAAAGGUUCUCGAAGCAUGCUUGGAAGACAGUAUUAUGGAUUUUGAUCUUAAAGAACAAACAGCACUUAUUGUAUUUUUAAAUCAUUGCUUCAAUUCUAUGGAAGUACCAUUGGUUAGAGAAGAAGUUAAAAGAUUGGUAUCGUUGUCCAUGUGGAUAUCGUUGCAAGAAGGACGUAGAGAGUUAGAAUUUAAGAAAUAUCCUAAAUGGAGAAAAUACUGGAAGGUUAUAAGAAAAAAAGAUAAUCCCGAAUUGAAAGAUAAAUUAGAAUGGGAACGUAAAUUCUUACACAGACUUAUGAUCAAAUUUAUGACCAUAUUAGAAACUAUUCCUCUUGAAGAACCUGUUUUUCCUGACAAAAUUCGUUACUGCGAAAGAUUCUUGGAACUGAUCAUCGAUCUCGAAGCUCUUCUACCAACUAGGCGCUUUUUCAAUACCGUCAUGGACGAUUGUCAUCUGGUGGUACGCUGUCAAUUAUCCAAUUUACUACACCGGCCAGAAGGUGGAUUAUUCGGUCAGCUCUUAGAAAUGUUGAAAUUUUACGCAAGAUUUGAAAUAAGCGAAGAAACUGGGGAUCCCUUGACCGAUCAUGAUAUGACCCAAUUACAUUAUGCCAAAAUUACGUCUCUUCAGAAAGCGGUGUUCGCUAAAUUUCGUGAUUUAAGAAACUUUGCAUUGGCUAAUGUUGCAAGUGUUGAUACCAGAGAUGCUCUUAAUAAACAUUUUGGAUCACUCAGUCCAGAAGAAUUGAAAUCCAUUGCAAGUUAUUUGAAUUUGGUACCACCGAAGGAAAGAGAAAAAAGUGAGAAUUGGUAUCGUUUGGAUAUUGAUUUUCUUCGAGAAUUAUUGAUAUCACGACACGAACGCAGAGCUUCUCAGCUCGAAGAAUUAAAUGAAAUGCCACUUUAUCCAACCGAGGAUAUUAUUUGGAACGAAAGUAUCGUACCAACCGAAUAUUUUUCUGGCGAGGGUUGUUUGGCCUUGCCAAAAUUAAAUUUACAAUUUUUAACUUUACACGAUUACCUUUUACGAAAUUUUAAUCUCUUUCGUUUGGAAUCCACGUAUGAAAUACGCCAAGAUAUCGAGGAUGCUGUUAGCAGAUUAAGUCCUUGGCAAGCAGAAGACGGUGGUGUAUAUUUCGGUGGUUGGGCAAGAAUGGCACAACCCAUAACACAAUUUGCAGUUGUUGAAGUAGCCAAACCAAAUAUUGGUGAAAAACGACCAUCUAGAGUACGUGCCGAUGUAACAAUUAAUUUAAGCGUACGAAAGGAGAUCAAAUCAGAAUGGGAAAAUCUUCGAAAACACGACGUUUGUUUUCUCAUUACAGUUAAACCACAAAAUCCAAUUGGUACAAAGUACAGUCAUAAGUUACCAUUUAUACCACAAGUUGGUUUAACCACAGUACGUGGUUGUGAAGUUGAAGGUAUGUUAGAUUCCAAUGGAAGAGUUAUAGAAGAUGGUCCUGAACCAAGACCAAUUUUACCAGGAGAUACAAGGACUUACAGAGUAUGGUUAGAUUCAAAUCAAUAUAGAAUUGACAUGGAUAACGCUAGUCACGGUGGUGAAGACGUUUACGAAGGUUUCAACGUAAUAAUGAGACGAAAACCUAAAGAAAAUAAUUUCAAAGCUGUAUUAGAAACUAUAAGAGAACUCAUGAAUACAGAAUGUGUUGUUCCUGAUUGGCUUCAUGAUAUCAUACUCGGUUAUGGUGAUCCUGGUGCUGCUCGUUAUUCCAGAAUGCCUAAUGAAAUAUCUACGAUGGAUUUUAACGAUACAUUCCUUGAUAUAAAUCAUUUACAAUCAAGCUUUCCGCAUUAUGAAAUUAAAGUUAAAUGUGACGAUGAAGAAAAACUUGUCAGGCCAUUUAGAUUGACGUUCGAGGAUGUUAUUGCUAAACAGAAUAAUGAACCUAUCGAAAAAGUGAUUAUUGUUGAACCUCAUGUACCUCCUAGUAGAGGCCCAUACAAAGCUAAUGAACCAAAAAAAAAUCAAAUACCAUUCACACCGACACAAGUGGAAGCCAUCAGAGCUGGAAUGCAACCAGGUUUAACUCUAGUUGUAGGUCCACCUGGUACUGGUAAAACUGAUGUAGCUGUUCAAAUAAUAUCUAAUCUUUAUCAUAAUUUUCCUUAUCAAAGAACACUCAUUGUUACACAUUCGAAUCAAGCGUUGAAUCAAUUGUUUGAAAAAAUUAUGGCACUUGAUAUCGACGAACGUCAUUUGUUACGUCUCGGUCAUGGUGAAGAGGCAUUGGAAACUGAAAAAGAUUUCAGUAGAUAUGGUAGAGUUAAUUAUGUCUUGGCCAAACGUUUAGAUUUACUUAUGGAAGUUCAAAGAUUACAGGAAUCAUUGAACGUGAAAGGUGAUGUAGCUUACACAUGUGAAACAGCUGGACACUUCUUCAUGUAUCAAAUACAAACACGUUGGGAACGUUUUGAAAAUAGGAUUAAACAAAGACAAGCUUCUGAAACAUUAUCUUCAUCUUCGUCUACGUUUAUUAUUGACGAAGAAUUUCCAUUUCAUAAAUUCUUUGAUAAUGCACCACAACCAUUGUUUAAACAUAAAUCAUUUAAGGAAGAUAUGGAGAUUGCAUGCAGUUGUUUCCGGUAUAUCGAAAGAAUAUUUGCACAAUUAGAAGAAUUUAGAGCAUUUGAAUUACUUAGAUCUGGAUUGGACAGAUCUAAAUAUUUAUUAGUAAAGGAAGCUAAAGUUAUAGCGAUGACUUGUACACAUGCAGCAUUAAAAAGGCGUGAACUUGUUGAUAUGGGUUUCAAAUAUGACAACAUAUUAAUGGAAGAGUCUGCACAAAUAUUAGAAAUUGAAACUUUCAUUCCAUUAUUACUUCAAAAUCCUCAGGACGGUUAUAAUCGUUUGAAACGUUGGAUUAUGAUUGGUGAUCAUCAUCAAUUACCACCAGUUAUUAAAAAUAUGGCAUUCCAAAAAUAUUCAAAUAUGGAACAGUCCCUUUUCGCAAGAUUCGUAAGGUUAGGUGUACCGACGGUUGAUUUAGAUGGUCAGGGACGUGCUAGACCUAGUAUUUGUAAUUUAUACAAUUGGCGAUACAAAAAGCUUGGUAAUUUGUUACACGUAGAACGUAGUCCUGAAUAUUUAGUUGCCAAUGCAGGUUUCCUUUAUGAUUUUCAAUUGGUUAACGUUGAAGAUUUCAAUGGGGUUGGUGAAAGCGAACCUAGUGCUUAUUUCUAUCAAAAUCUUGCCGAAGCUGAAUAUUGUGUAGCUGUAUUCAUGUACAUGCGUCUUUUGGGUUAUCCAGCUGAUAAAAUUAGUAUAUUAACUACUUACAAUGGUCAAAAACAUCUCAUUAGAGAUGUUAUUAAUAUAAGAUGUGCGAACAAUCCAUUAAUAGGUCGGCCAAACAAAGUAACAACUGUAGAUAAAUAUCAGGGUCAACAAAAUGAUUAUAUUAUAUUAUCAUUAGUAAAAACACGAGCAGUAGGUCAUCUGAGGGAUGCCAGACGUCUUGUUGUAGCAAUGUCAAGAGCUAGAUUAGGUUUAUACGUCUUUGCUAGAGUAUCACUCUUCAAAAAUUGUUUUGAACUUACUCCCGCAUUCAAUCAAUUGAUGCAACGACCAUUAAAACUUCAACUUUUACCGCAAGAAACUUAUCCUACCGAUAGAUUAAAUGACGCUGUUUUGACGACAUCACCGAUGGAAAUAGAAGACAUGCCACAUAUGGCUAAAUUUGUUUACGAUUAUUAUAUGGAAAAAGUUAGCGGUAUGAAGGAAUCACAAAAAAUGUGGCGUAAACCAGGAAGUAUGCAAAUAAGUGGUAGUCCAGUACACAAAGUUCCUGCUCAUCCUGGUGCCGAUGAUGAUACUGAUGAUGAUGAAGAAGAUGAAGAAAAUAAGGAAAAUAAAGAAGAAGAUGAAGAAGAAGAAAAAGUAGAAGAAGAAAAGCAAGAAGAAGAAAAAGAAACAGAAAAAGAAGAAGAAGAAGAAGAUGAGCAAGAGCAGGUAACAGAUAAACAAGAGAUGACAAAUGAAACGACAGAAAAUCAAAGUGAACCAAUACAAAAUUUAAUCGAUGAACCAACAUCUGAGACAAAAGAAAACAAUGAAUAAAAUGUAUGCAUCAAAUUAGUUUAUUUUUUUACUGAUAAACAUUUAAGAUCCUAAUUGUAGAUGUCAAAAAAAAAAAGGGUCGUAAAAGUCAAAUCAUUGAUAAUGCCAAUUCGAAGAAUAUACAUUUUAUUAAAGUU
Molecule: messenger RNA, 4843 nt
Organism: Polistes dominula (European paper wasp)
Lineage: Eukaryota; Metazoa; Arthropoda; Insecta; Hymenoptera; Vespidae
Product: RNA helicase aquarius
Biological process (GO): mRNA splicing, via spliceosome
Cellular component (GO): catalytic step 2 spliceosome
Molecular function (GO): mRNA binding; helicase activity
Source: RefSeq, a predicted model, not a curated record